AUGUUCAAGCCUCGGCGUUAUUUUGCCAGUGCUGCCACGUUCAAGCUGCGACCCUACCAAGAGUCCUGUCUUGAAGCAUGCAAGAAUGCGCUUCAGGCUGGUGUGACGCGCAUUGGCGUAUCUCUGCCAACAGGGGCUGGUAAAACAACCGUGUUCAUAUCCUUAUUGGCGCAAAUAUCUCCACCAUCUCGUUCUCCAUCUACAUCACGUUCGUUAAUUAUAGUGAAUAGUAUUGAGCUUGCAAGACAGGCUGCCGCUCAGGCUGCAGCACAAUUCCCGCAAUGGCGCAUCGAGAUUGAGCAGGGCGGCAAGCACAAAGCAUCCGGAAAUGCAGAUGUGACAGUUGCCACUUAUCAGACACUCCUACAACCUCAGCGCCUUGCCAAGUUUCAUCCGGGUAACUUCAAGGCAGUGAUUGUAGAUGAAGCACACCAUGCUGCCGCCCCAUCAUACCGCCGAAUUCUUGCGCACUUCGAUCCAGCAAUAAGGAGCCCCGAUCCAACCUUCCAGCCUCCACGGUUGUCUCACCCUAUUCCAAUUAUCGGCUUUUCUGCCACCUUCAGUCGACAUGAUGGGCUCGCUCUUGGCUCAGUUUUUCAACAAAUAGUUUAUCAUUGUGAUUUUCUUGAGAUGAUCAAGGAACAGUGGCUGUGUGAUGUGCGCUUCACAUCUGUCAAGGCGAACAUUGACUUGCGGGAUGUCACUGUGAACUCAAGAACUGGCGACUUCAAUGCUACAAGCCUGGCGCACAUCAUCAAUACAGAUACCGUAAAUAACCUUGUCGUGCAAGCGUGGCUCGACAGAGCGAGGCAGCGCCAAUCAACACUUGUCUUCUGCGUGAACAUCGCGCACAUACGAGCGCUAACAAAGACUUUUCAAGAUUUUGGAGUUGAUGCACGUCAUCUGCACUCUGGGACGCCUGCUGCUGAGCGGCAUGCACUGAUCACCGCCUUUAAAGCAGGCCAAUACCCUGUGCUUGUCAACUGCGCAAUUCUUACUGAGGGCGCCGAUAUUCCCAACAUCGAUUGUGUUAUAGUUGCUCGCCCGACUCGGUCACGCAAUGUCUUUGCACAGAUGAUCGGAAGGGGGAUGCGGCAAUCACUAUCGACAGGCAAAGAAAACUGCCACAUAAUUGACUUUGUCGACUCUACAAACCGGGUAGCUGGCGUGGUCUCGACUCCAACGCUAUUCGGCCUUGAUCCUGAGGAACUUAUCGAAGGCAAGUCCGUUGAGACAUUGGAGGCUCGUGCUCAGAUUUCUAGCCUUCAUAACGAACAAGUGCCAGUUGACAGCCGAGACGAUAUCCCCGAUCCAACAUAUGUAACAUAUGUCGAUUACCAGAACCCGUUCGCACUAGUCGAUGGUUGCUCAGGUGCCCCUCACGUCACAAAGCUCAGCGCCAAUGCAUGGGUAGGAUGUGGCGAAGACAUCUACAUCUUGGAGUGCCUGGGCAAGGGAUAUAUCCGUGUUGAGCGCGUUUCUGCUGAUGAGGAAAACCCGACACACUAUCGCGCCACAUUUACCGAGGCAACGAUGCACAUACCAUCUGCGAAGGCAUUUAAAGUAUCACCAUUCAUGCGGAAAAGGUUGAUCUUGACUGCGGAGACACUCAGGGAUGCAAUCCGAGGCUGCGACACUUAUGCAGUGCAAAAGGUCCUUCGUGGAUCAUUAGCACUAGGGCUACUGCGGACUGCAAAAUGGCGGAAAGCGUCUGCAUCCGAUAACCAGAAGAACUUCAUCCAUCAACGACGUGUAAAACGUGCACUGGCUCAAGAUGCUGCCGCCGCAACCUUGCAGAGCAUAACCAAGGGCGAGGCAGCCAACAUUAUCACUCGUUUGAAACAUGGAGCCAAGGCCCAUUAUGAGAAGAAAGCGAGGGAAACGAAGAAAGCAUCCCAACUAGCAGAGAAGGAGAGACGAAGGAAGGAGCGGGAGACAGUUCAGGUAGGACCGUUGGUGGACCAUGGUCCAUGA
This is a messenger RNA of Suillus plorans, 1974 nucleotides long. RefSeq names its product P-loop containing nucleoside triphosphate hydrolase protein. The transcript is spliced from 11 exons. Gene Ontology annotation, molecular function: hydrolase activity; ATP binding; DNA binding. Bases 1 to 1974 code for a protein of 657 amino acids. NCBI's taxonomy places the organism in Eukaryota, Fungi, Basidiomycota, Agaricomycetes, Boletales, Suillaceae. The record is from RefSeq and is a predicted model, not a curated record.